Messenger RNA from Arvicanthis niloticus (Nile rat), 1354 nucleotides. Its product is annotated as E3 ubiquitin-protein ligase RNF135-like. Gene Ontology annotation, molecular function: protein binding; ubiquitin-protein transferase activity; ribonucleoprotein complex binding. The record is from RefSeq and is a predicted model, not a curated record. Gene Ontology annotation, biological process: regulation of innate immune response. Gene Ontology annotation, cellular component: cytoplasm. Lineage: Eukaryota; Metazoa; Chordata; Mammalia; Rodentia; Muridae.
AUGGAGCUACGUGUUCUUGGUCUGAAUGUGGUGUCUGCCACAACCCAGACACCCAGCAAGGUGCUAAUGAGGAAGAAUGAAGAAAUGGCAUCUCCCUUAUGCCUGCUGCCUGACCAGAGGUGUCCUGUACCCAGGAAGGCUUCUCACUUUUCUCUAUGGGCCAUCAGUCCAACCUUUGACCUGGAGACUAUCUCCUGUAUCUUGGAGGUUUCCAACAAUUGCCGGACAGUGACUGUGUCUCGUGGUCUACACUACUAUCCUCCAAGUCCGGGGAGAUUUUCAAUUAGCCAGGUCUUGUGUUCUCAGUCCUUCUCUUCUGGGCAGAAGUACUGGGAAGUGGACACCAGGCACUGCAGCCACUGGGCUGUUGGGGUGGCUUCUUGGGGCAUGAAGCGGGACCAGAUGCUGGGACGCACUAUGGACUCUUGGUGUAUAGAGUGGAAAGGACCUGGCCAGUUCUCUGCUUGGGCCAUGAUGAAGAAAACAGACUUGCACUUGGGCCUCCCUGAGGUUGUGGGCGUGUGGCUGGACCUCGAGCUGGGGAAGCUUGCCUUCUACUCAGUGGCUGAUCAGGAGAGGCUCCUGUAUGAGUGUGAGGUCUCCAGCUCCUCUCCUCUGCAUCCUGCCUUCUGGCUGUAUGGCUUAAAACCUGGAAACUACCUGGAAAUAAAGCAACUUAACACAUGACGCUUCCCCCAUGGUUAGGGCAAUAGCUUCUUAGCCUCUUUGUUUAAGGGCAACUGGAAAAUUCCACUUAGGGAGACUGGAUAUGGUAGUACAUACCUAUAACUCCAGUACUUGGAAAGUGGAGGCAGGAGGAUCACUGCAAGUUUGAGGCCAGCAUGGUCAAUAAAGAGAGUUCAAGGCCAGCUUGGACUAAUAUGACUGCCCAAUUUUAAAGUUAUUCUUUUUUGGGUGGAACAGAAUUAACUAAACAGGUUUGAGUUCUUUAAACCUUGGGCAUUUCAGAGAAAGAGCUGGGCUAGAGUGUCUCCCCACAGUGACCUCUGAGGCCUCAGAAUAGCCUGCUUAAUAAGAAGGACUUCGGACCAUUCUCUGUGGCUUCAUCUGGGACUGUUGGUUCAAUCAGCCUGUGGCCAACUAGUUACACCUACAUGACUGACAACCCUCUCCCCCAACCCCCAGGUAAAAGCCUAACCCAGCAGCACAGCUGGGUGAACAUCUCUAGCUAGCAUAUGCUAUGUAUGUCCUCUCAUACCUCUGUUGGAAGGGUGAAGUGCUGGCCUAUGCUUGGUAAGAAGGAGUGUUCCUGGACCCUAUCUCAUGUGCCUUUUUCUACUGUUCAUUUUAUUCUGUGGCCUUUCAGUGUAAUAAACUGAAAUCAUGACUGUCA